UAUUGUUUUUAAGUCUGAAGAAACUGAGGAGUGGAAUCCAGAAAACAGAUGGGUGGAUUGGAUGUGCUCCAUAGGAGGGCACAUGUUUCACUAUGAAGGGUAUGGACAGGUAAGGAUGGAUGGCAAAUGGACUUGUGAACUCUGGUAUACACUGUCACGUGUGUGCAUCCUCUGCACAUGGUUGUGCUGUGUGCACUUUACUGUACAGUCCUGUGUAGAGGGCAGUAGUGCAGCGUCUUUAUUUCAAGCCCGGGAUGUCCAGAAGCAAGUGUAAAAGCAGUGGUGAUAUAGCUGAUCCUACUGUACUUUUCAAGGGACCCACGAAGUGGUGGCUAAACCCAGUCCAGUCACCACUCGUCAGCCAAGGGCCAGAGAUCAGGAAAGGAAGAAGGGCAGCUUUACCUCCUCCCUGAGGAUGGAGCCUCACAGCCGUUCCGGAAAGAGCAGAAAAUCCACCAAGUUGCGGUCCAUCUCCCGCUCCCUGAUCCUCUGUAACGCCCAGACCAGUGAUGACAGCUCAAGCCCUGAUGAGAGAUACCCUGACCCCUUUGAGAUUUCCCUGGGCCAGGGCAAGGAGGGAAUUUUCCAUUCAUCCGUGCAGCUGGCAGACACGUCAGAGGCCGCGCCCCGCAGCGUUCCUGACCUCACAUUGUCCUCUGAGGCCACACAACUCCAGGCAGCUGGGAACGAUCGAGGCAAGGCCUGCAGGAGGAUGUUCUUCAUGAAGGAAACUACUACAACUUCCUCUCGAGAAAAGUCUGGAAAACUGGACCCACAAAGUAAUAACUUCCUGUUUCCCAAAGCGUGUCAUCAAAGAACACGCAGCAACUCAACCAGUGUCAAUCCCUAUUGCACAGGAGAGACAGAUUUUUCGACGACCAAGAAGUCAGCGGCUUCCGGGGACAGGCAGCCUUAUUCCCUCUGCAGCGGCAGGAAGUCUCUCUCUCAACAACUGGACUUUUCCGCAGCAAAGUUUGUG
Messenger RNA from Odocoileus virginianus texanus, 979 nucleotides. The record is from RefSeq and is a predicted model, not a curated record. NCBI's taxonomy places the organism in Eukaryota, Metazoa, Chordata, Mammalia, Artiodactyla, Cervidae.